AUGACACGGCUAGACCUUGUUCCCACCCUAUCCACCACUCACCGGCCUGAAGCGAUGCAACAAAGAGUGGCACGAGUGGGUUCUGAGCUGAACAACGCGAAAAUGAUCGCAGCAACACGGCACGGGAACGGCACAGUGCAGACUAUCCACCAACCGUCCCGUCCCCCAUGGGCCAUCAGUACACAGUAAGCCAUGAUCCGACUCGGGACGGGUCAGCACGCUCCGCUGACCACAGCCUAUCCUCUACUCGCUGAUCGACAAACAAGCCUUCUUUCAGCUACGUUGGAUGGAUAGGGUGCCUUACUUGACGUCGCAUAUCAAUAAAACGCGAUAGCGAGACCUGAAAAAAAAUCCUUCAGCAUGGUGCAAUAGAGUAAUAGCUUGCAAGGUACCACAACGACGGGACGACUCCGCUUCCAACCACGCCUCAAGCUCGCCCAACAAUGCAUCUGCGCAUGCAUGCAUGGAUUCAGAGGCAGCGGGGGAGCGGAGCGGGUUGCGCGUGAAGGUCGUAUCCUGCAGUCAAGAGGCGUAGGUGGACCAAUUGUUACCAACAGGUAACUGCAAAGGGUUACUUCUCGUCCUUGCCGCCUGUACUUGAAGAGCGGGACGGCAGUUGUCAGCAACGCGCCGAUUCCCGCUUCCUCGGUCCUCAUAUGAUGAUGAUGAUGCCAACGUACUCCACAUCGAUGAAUCAAGACCUUGAUAUUAACAGAAGUUUUUGAUGGCCCCGUUCCCCGUGUAGA
This is a messenger RNA of Periconia digitata, 746 nucleotides long. NCBI's taxonomy places the organism in Eukaryota, Fungi, Ascomycota, Dothideomycetes, Pleosporales, Periconiaceae. The record is from the annotation of a GenBank genome assembly.